AUUAAAUAGUUUCACAAGCCCAUAUUUUUACCAAAUACUACAUUUAAUCCCCCAUUGGGACCAAUUCUAUAAUUAGGAAAUUUAUUUAUUUUCAUUUAUUAAAUCAAUAAAUAAAAAAGAUAGAAAUUGGAAAGCCCACCACCACACUUGCACAAAUUCCAUCUAUAAACAACACAAAGCCUUUAGUAUCAUUCUCGAAAACCACCAAAAACCUCUUUAUUAACCAACAAACAAAGUCUCUUCUUCUUCUUCAAUCACUGAAACACAACACCAAAAAAGAAAAGAAAAAAGUAUGUCUCUUCUUCCCCAUCUCAUCCUCUACCUAACACUCUUCACGGUGGCUGUUACCGGAGAAACUCUCCGGCCAAGAUUCUACAGAGAAACAUGCCCUGAAGCUGAAUCCAUAGUAAGAAAAGAAAUGAAGAAAGCUAUGAUCAAAGAAGCAAGAAGCGUCGCUUCCGUCAUGCGUUUCCAAUUUCACGACUGUUUCGUCAAUGGAUGUGACGCAUCUCUGUUGCUUGACGACACACCAAACAUGCUUGGUGAGAAACUAUCACUUUCCAACAUCGAUUCUUUAAGAUCUUUCGAAGUCGUUGACGACAUUAAAGAAGCUUUAGAGAAAGCUUGUCCUGCUACUGUUUCUUGUGCCGAUAUUGUUAUCAUGGCCGCUCGUGACGCCGUUGCUCUUACAGGAGGACCAGAUUGGGAAGUGAAGCUAGGAAGGAGAGAUAGUUUAACAGCGAGUCAAAAAGAUUCCGAUGAUAUAAUGCCAAGUCCAAGAGCCAACGCAACUUUCUUGAUUGAUCUCUUCGAAAGAUUCAAUCUUUCUGUGAAAGACAUGGUGGCUUUAUCAGGGUCACACUCAAUUGGUCAAGGUCGGUGUUUUUCAAUCAUGUUCAGGCUUUAUAACCAAUCCGGUUCUGGUAAACCGGAUCCAGCUCUCGAACCGAGUUACCGUAAGAAGCUUGACAAGCUUUGUCCUUUGGGUGGAGACGAGAAUGUGACUGGAGAUCUAGAUGCAACACCUCAGGUUUUUGAUAAUCAGUACUUUAAAGACUUGGUUUCAGGGAGAGGGUUUCUUAACUCUGAUCAGACUUUGUACACGAAUCGAGUGACGAGAGAGUAUGUGAAGAUGUUUAGUGAGGAUCAAGGUGAGUUCUUUAGGGCUUUUGAAGAAGGGAUGGUGAAGUUGGGUGAUUUGCAAUCUGGAAGACCUGGUGAGAUUAGGUUUAAUUGUAGGGUUGUUAAUAGAAGGCCUAUUGAUGUAUUGCUUGUAUCUUGAAGAAUUAGUAGCGAGAAAAGAGAGAAAUAUUAAUUAUGACUUCUAAUAGUUGCAAAUCUUCUACCACUUGCCGAUU
Molecule: messenger RNA, 1358 nt
Organism: Arabidopsis lyrata subsp. lyrata
Lineage: Eukaryota; Viridiplantae; Streptophyta; Magnoliopsida; Brassicales; Brassicaceae
Product: peroxidase 17
Exons: 3
Coding region: 293-1282 (329 amino acids)
Biological process (GO): hydrogen peroxide catabolic process; response to oxidative stress
Molecular function (GO): peroxidase activity; heme binding
Source: RefSeq, a predicted model, not a curated record